Molecule: messenger RNA, 1737 nt
Organism: [Torrubiella] hemipterigena
Lineage: Eukaryota; Fungi; Ascomycota; Sordariomycetes; Hypocreales; Clavicipitaceae
Source: the annotation of a GenBank genome assembly
UGGGCGCGCCCGCAACUUCGAUUGAUACGUUCUGUAGCUGCCAUUUUAUCGCCGACCAGCGUUUUGCACCACUUGCACAUUUUUCUUGGCUAUUUCCGCUUGGUGCAAUUUUUGCUCUUAGUGUUGCCUCCGCAUGGCUUCUAAUUUGCCAUCGCUUCUUCUGUCCUCGCUACCAACAAUCCGAUUGCCAUGGCUGACGAUGCCUCGAAGCCAAUCAAACUGCCGUUUGCGCCAACCGCGCUCGGCAAGCUUCCCUUCAAACCUCGCCGAGACUUAGUGCGCAGUCUCUCAGGCGCAGAGCCUCUUCGAACAGAAAGCAAGUCAACUGAUCCCGCUUCGUCCAACAGAAAUGCCGAUGAUGCAGACCAAGACCUCGACCUAUUCAAGCGCGGGCGCGAGAUGAAGUCCAAAUUGGCUGCUGAUAGAGAGCGCGAAGCUCGAAAGAGACAAAAGAGGCUACAGGAGGAAGAAGAACGGCAACUUGAGCAGCAGCUCUCAGAAAGAACUCGCGAAGCCACAAGCAGCAAGCCUGCUCCCGCUCCUCUCGCGCAAGUAACCAGCAUCGAUUCCGACGAGGAUGCAUUCUCAAGCCCCGGAAAAACGCCGCCCUCAAAACGAUCUCGUCUAUCAACCCCGCCAACGCGCGAAACUCGCAGCAGUCGCAGCACACGAUCUCGACGCAUCCUCUCCCCGCCCGCUCUACAGUCCCCGACGCCUGUGCACAUUCCUGUCUCAUCCAGCACAAUCACCAUUGAAGAUUCGGACUCUGAAUCUGAUGUGAAGCCCAUACAACGACCAGCUCCGCCGCGGCGCUCUUCCACACCCGACUUUUCUCUUGCGGCUAACGAUGUUGACGACGACAUGGCCGAAUACGUCCGCCGGGCACGCCUCGCUAAAGAGGCUGCGGCCAAGGACAAUACGGCCAGCGACUUCGCCAGCGACGCAUUCUCAUCACCUGCGCCGCAGCGCAAAGCCGCUGUCGAGAUCGUUCUUACGUCCAGUAUACCGGGCACACGUUCGUCUGGCGCCAAAGUUCCCUUUGACAAGCCGCUUCGCAUUGUCCGUGACAGCUGGGCGGCCUUACAGCGUAAAUACGGAUGUCCGCUUCCGAGCGGCCUAAGCGGCGAUGAUGUGAUACUGACGUGGCGGCGCAAGAAGGUAUACAUGUCGUCAUCGUUGCAGAGUUUACACAUCCGGCCGCUCCCCGAUGGGCGGGUGGGUGCUGCCGGAUCCAACUCUAGUGACGGAUUCAACGAGACUAGAACAAGGGUUCAUAUGGAGCUAUGGGCUCCUGAAGACUUUGCACAGUGGGAGCGCGAGGAGAAAGCACGCCGGCUCCGCUUGGAGGAUGGCGACAUGGAUGACGAGGACGAUGGAACCAAUAAGGCAGAGGAACAAGAGCAGUCUAAGCUGCGUCUUAUUCUUAAGCCGCGGGACUUAGAGCCAUUCAAGGUGGCAGCGCAUGCAGAGACGACAAUUGGCGAGCUGCUGCUCGCUUUCCGCAAAGCGCGCAAUCUGGACGAUGAUACAGACAUAGCCUUAUAUUUUGACGGAGAAAAGUUGGAGGAGGGUGACACUGUGCAAGAUGCGGAUAUUGAUGACAUGGACACGCUAGAGGUGCACAUAAAAUCUGCCUAAACGCAGCGGUGUGUUGGGAACUUUGGCAUAGCAUAGCACGGCGUAGGAAUUGAGAUUUACUUUGAAUAGCGCAAGUACCUGUCAGACAUCACAUAGAGG